AAAAGGAAACCUCAGAAGACAGCCCUUGAAAAUCCACCAACUAAAACUAAUAAAAAUAAUAUUAAACUGUAAAAAACUGAACCCACCAACUAAAACUCACAAAGAACCAAUCUUUAAUUUUGUUUCAAAAAAUCUGAUUGUUUUUCAAAUUCUUGAGAUUGAGAACCUUCUGUUUCUUGAUUUGUGUAAACAAGGAAGUGGAGAGAGCAGUAUCUAAAAGAAGAAGAAGAGUUGAAGUUAACAGUUCUCAUGGAGAGCCCUUCGAAUUGGCAACAACGAAGAGCCUUUGUUAGGUCAACAAUGGGAAGAAAUCUGAGUCCAAUACUGCGGCAAGAAUUGGCAAAUCUUGACAAAGAUGCUGAUAGUCGUAAAUCAGCAAUGAAAGCACUGAAAUCAUAUGUGAAAGGCUUGGAUUCCAAGGCAAUCCCACAAUUUCUUGCUCAAGUUUCCGAAACAAAAGAAACUGGGUCUUUGUCCGGUGAAUACACAAUUUCACUGUAUGAAGUUCUUGCUCGUGUCCAUGGAGUUAAUAUUGUAACUCAGGUUGAUAGUAUCAUGGCUACCAUAAUCAAAACUUUAGCAUCAAGUGCAGGAUCUUUUCCUCUUCAACAAGCGUGCUCCAAGGUGGUACCAGCAAUUGCAAGAUAUGGGAUUGAACCAACGACCCCAGAGCAUAAGAAAAGGCAUAUAAUUCACUCGCUUUGUAAGCCUCUUUCAGAAGCUCUCUUAGGUUCUCAAGAAUGCCUGACUUCAGGGGCUGCCCUUUGCCUGAAGGCUCUAGUGGACUCAGAUAAUUGGCGAUUUGCUUCAGAUGAGAUGGUGAAUAGGGUUUGUCAGAAUGUGGCUGUUUCUUUGGAGGAGAAGCCCACGCAAACUAAUUCACACAUGGCCCUGGUAAUGGCUUUGGCUAAGCAUAAUGCUUUGAUAGUUGAAGCAUAUGCAAGACUCUUGGUACAAUCUGGAUUGCGCAUCUUGAAAGCUGGGGUCUUAGAGGGUAAUUCUCAGAAACGAUUAUCGGCUAUCCAAAUGGUCAAUUUCUUGAUGAAAUGUCUGGAUCCUAGGAGCAUAUUCUCAGAAAUUGAUUUGAUAGUUGAGGAGAUGAAUGAGAGCCAGUCCGAUCCAAUGGCCUAUGUGAGUGGAGCUGCAUUCGAAGCCUUGCAAACUGCAAAGAAAAUUGCUGCAGAGAAAGGGUCAAAAUUUGAGAAGAGUUCUGGUUCAAUUACUGGAUCAAACUUUGGCAGGAGAGACCACAGAGGAAGGAGAAAUUUGUCCAGUGCCUAUGGUGAUCAAUCUCCAGCAUCUAUAUCACCUGAAUCACAAACUCUUGAUUCCUUUAUGGAAUAUGAAUCUUUCAUUGAGUCACCUAUUUCGACAACUAAUACUUCUUCCAGUGAGUAUGACCGUGGGAGUGUGAAUCGGAAACUAUGGAGUUUUGAGAAUGGAGGGGUGGACGUAUCUCUAAAAGAUGGUUUAUUUUCAGAGUCUCAGGGAAGUCCCAUCCAUGAUGCAUUCUCUGAUCAGUCUGGGCUACAUGAACUUACUGAAAACAGAGGAAGUUGCACGGGUGAAUUUGCAGGUUUCUUGCCUAGAAGUCCUAGAAAUGGACUAUCGAGGUGCACCACUCCCAGUCCUCAGCGGUCACGCUCUCAUAUAAAUGUCAACAACGUUAGCAUCUUCACAACUCCCAGGAAGCUCGUACACGCUCUCCAGGAUCCUAAUGAUUUGGAUUCAGAUUUCUCUGAGAAACAGAAUGAAAGGUUCGGAAGUCCAUGCUCGUGCAAAUUUGAUUAUAGGCCCACUCUGAGGUUAAAACAAAAUGGCUUUCAGCAGGAUAUGGGUUCGGAGGUCAAUGAGAACGGAAACUCAUAUGCUGGUGGUGAGCAGUUACAAGGUCCCUCUGAAUCAGUGGCAUCAACAGAGGAAAUUCCGGUCAACACUGAUACGCAAGUGUCUACAGAGGUGAUUCUUGGAAAGAAAACUGAUGAUCCUAAAAAAAAUUGCGCUGAAAGGGAAAUGAGGAAGACUUCUUCCCUGUUAGUUGUUGGGUUCUGCAUUGCUUUGCUAGCAAUAUUUGCCUCAUUAAUGUUCAUUUAUCUGCAGGAUGAUAGUCAUCAUAUGGUUCCAACUUGAUUCUCUCAUUUGUAUCAAAAUCUCCCAGUUACACUGUAUUAGGUCAUUUUGAAUAUCCUAGGUUUUUCUGUAGCAAUGUAAGGUAGUCAAUUGCUCCAACUAUGAGUUGGAUGUUUAUGUGUUUAAUAUCAUGAAACAAUUUGUGUUCUUGCAA
Messenger RNA from Populus nigra (black poplar), 2284 nucleotides. RefSeq names its product protein SINE1-like. Gene Ontology annotation, cellular component: microtubule. NCBI's taxonomy places the organism in Eukaryota, Viridiplantae, Streptophyta, Magnoliopsida, Malpighiales, Salicaceae. The transcript has 4 exons. Bases 250 to 2130 code for a protein of 626 amino acids. Gene Ontology annotation, molecular function: microtubule binding. The record is from RefSeq and is a predicted model, not a curated record.